AUGAUAAAUUCGAUAAAAAAAUUAUCAAAUAGGCUCUCAAAGAAUAAUACACCAAAUAACACAUUCACAGGCAGUAUUGAUGAGUCUAACACUAAAUCAUUAGAAACAACAACAACAACAACAACGACAACAGAAUUAGUAAAUAAAAAGACAACAAAUGCAGGAUUAAAUAGUUCAGGAGUUAGAGAUAUUAAUAGGAGUUAUGUUGGUUUUUUAGUUGUAUCUUUAUUAUUUUCAUGUAUAUCAGAGAAAGAUAUUAAAUUAAAAGAAGUUAAUUCAUUUUUAAAAUCAACAUUUGAUUAUUAUCAUCUAUCAAAUUAUCAAAUUAAUCAACUAUAUGAAACUCAUCCUCAAUCAAAUUAUUUAUAUCAAAGACAACAACAAAAAUUAUUAAAAGAACAACAAUUAUUAAAAUUAAAAAAUAAAAACUCUACAAAUAAAAUAACAGAUGAUUUACAAUUAUCAUCAACAACAACAUCAUCAUCAUCAUCAUCAUAUAAACAAAAACAAGAACCACAACAAAAAAGUUUUAAUAAAUCAAUUUUAAAUUUAACAUAUGAUUUUGAAUUAUAUAAUAAACAAUUUAUAACACAAUUAUCAAAUUUUUCAAAAGAGAGUGAAUCUAUAUUAAAAGAUAUUCAAACAUAUUGUGAAACAUUUAAUAAAGAUUUAAAAUUAUUUAUAGAUAAAUUAGAAAAAGGAGAAGGAGAUGAAUCUUCCUCUUCUUUAAAUAAUAAUAAUAAUAAUAAUAAUAAUAAUAAUAAUAAUAAUAAUAAUAAUAAUAAUAAUAAUAAUAAUAAUAAUAAUAAUAAUAAUAAUAAUAAUAAUAAUAAUAAUGAUAAUAAUAAUAAUGAAAAUGAUUUUAAAUUAGAUAAAUAUAUUGAAGAAAAAGGUAAUAAUUAUCAAGAUAUUAUAUCAACAUUUUUACAAAAAUUAGUAUACCUUUUUCCAAAAGAUGAUCCAGUUGCAAUGGGUGAAGCAAUUGAAUCAUUAAUAUUAAUUCAAAUUUAUGGCCAAAUUUUCCCAAUUAAUAAAUCAAAAGAUAAACAAUUAAAGAGUAUAAUUCAAUAUGUUAAACAAUUACCAAUCAAUGAUUAUUCAGAUAUUGAUCCAACUAAAUUAUCAUCUGUUAAUUGGGAAGCUGCAAUCGCUGAUUUAUCACUCAUUAAUCUUUAUGAAGCACCUCGUGAUAAAAUCGUUUGUAUCCUUAGAUCAUGUAGACAUAUUUCAAAAGGUUUAAAUAAAUUUGGUACUUUUGGUGCUGAUGAAUUCAUUGGUUAUUUAAUUUAUUUAACUGUUCAAACUAAUCCAUCUUAUUUAUAUUCAAAUUUAAAAUUUAUUGAAUUAUUUAGAGCUAGUGAUUUUAUGGUAUCAGAAGAAGGUUAUUAUUUUAUAUCAUUAAAAAUGGCAUCAGAUUAUUUAGAAUCAAAUUUUAAAGAUAAAUAUUUUAAAUCAUCAUUUUAUCAAGAAGAACAAGAACAACAAAAAUUACAAUUCUCAUCAUCAAUUUUAAAUAAAAGUAUUGGUAUUGAAAAUAAUGAAAAUUUUAUAAAUAAUGUUAUUGUUGGUGAAAAUAAUAAUGAUGAUGGUGAAAAUUUUUCACAAAUACCAAUUAUUGAAUCAAAUCAAACUAGUAAUAAUCAACCAAUUGAAUCACCAAUUAUGAAAGUAUCACAAGAAGUUUUAAAUAAUCCAUUAAUGGAUUUUAUAAAUAGUAAAGAUGGUGGUGGUGGUGGUGAUGAUGACGACAAUGAUGAUAAUUUAUAUGAAGUUGAUGAUAGUGAUGAAUUGUUAAUUCAAGAUAUUGUUGAUCAUGCAGAUGAAAUUCUAAGAAUUAUAACAUCAUUUGCAUUAGCUAAUGGUUAUGAUGCAUUUGUUAGAUCAACUUUAAAAAGAUUUGCUUUAAAAUUGUCACCAUCAACUUUAGGUUUAAAAUUAUUAUUACUUGAAAAUAAUUAUGGUCAAAUUCAAAAUGAAAAACAAAUUCAAAAUGAAAAAGAUAAUAAACAUAAUAAUGGAGAUGGUGAUGAUAAAAAUAAAGAAGAAAUUGAAAAUAAUAAUAAUAAUAAUAAUAAUAAUAAUAAUAAUAAUAAUAAUAAUAAUAAUAAUAAUAAUAAUGAUAAAAAGAAUGAUCAAUCAAUUAAAAGUAAUAUUUUAAAUGUAUUUGAAAGAACUAGAUCAAAUCAUAGAAUUUUAAAGGUAACAUUAGCAACAAUAGCAGGUGGUGGUAUAUUAGCAUUGACAGGUGGACUUGUUGCACCAUUGAUUGGUGCAGUUGCAUUACAUAGUGCAAUUGGUGUGAGUUUAUUAUCAGCGAUUGCAACCACUGGUGUUAGUGGUACUGCAAUAACUUCAAUUUUAUUUGGUGCUGCCGGUGCAAGUAUUUCAGCUGGUAGAAUGACAAAAUUAACAUCGGGUUUAAAAGAAUUCUCCUAUUCAAAGGUACCAGGUUCAGUUGGUUUGAAUGUAGUUAUUGGUGCAUUGGGUUGGGUUCAAGAAAAAGAUGGAAAAGAGGAUUUCACAAGAUGGGAAUCAAAUUUAUUCUCUGGUGUAUUAUGUUUAGGUGAAGUUUAUAGCUUAAAAUGGGAGACUAAACUAUUACAUUCAUUGUAUAAAUCUUUAAAUGACUACAAAUCAAAGGUUGAAGAUAACUCAACAUUCUCAAGAUUCACCACUAAAAUGAUGCAUGAUGCUAUCUUACCAAGUGCAAGUCUAUUGGAGGCAUCCUCAAUCAUUAGUACUAAAUGGGGUAAAGUUAAAGAUAGAUCAAUCAAAGCUGGUAAACUAUUGGCUGAUGAAAUCAUUCAAUGUAAAUCGUUUGGUAAACGUCCAAUUACAUUGGUUGGUAUCUCAACUGGUGCUAGAGUAAUGUACUAUUGUCUUUUGGAACUCAUUGAAAAGAAAGCCUAUGGACAUAUUGAAAAUGUUUUAUUCAUUGGUGCUCCAAUUCCAAAUGAUCCAAAUAAGUUUAGAAAAAUUAGAAAAAUAGUUUCAGGUCGUAUUGUAAAUUGUUAUUCACCCUCUGAUAUUCUACUUCAAUAUGUUUAUGAAUCAAAUAAAAAUAUAACUGAAGAUGGUAACUCUUUUCAAUGUUGUGGUUGUUCACCAAUUAAUAAUCAAUCAAAUAUUAAAAAUAAUUUAAUAUUUCCAUUUAUUUUUAAUAAUAAUAAUAAUAAUAAUAAUAAUAAUAAUAAUAAUAAUAAUAAUAAUAAUAAUAAUAAUAAUAAUAAUAAUAAUAAUAAUAUAUCAAUUAAUGAUGAAAAAAAUAGUAAUAAUAAUAAUAUUCCAACACCAAAAAUUCAAUCAUUUGCAAAUUUUAAUAAAAGGAAUAUAAAAGGUCAAGAAUUAAAAGAAUUGUAUGAUAAUAAAACUAAAUUUUAUUUAGAAUUAAUUGAGGAUGUUGAUGUUAGUAGUGCAAUAACAUCACAUUUGGAUUAUCAAAAAGAUCAUGUACAAAAAAUGAUUCUUUCUCAUGUAAAUAUCGAAAGUGUGGAAAUGUGCCAACCAAUAUUAAUGGUAUCACCAAAUACAAUUUUACAAUUAGAAGAAUCAAUGAAACAACAGCAACAGCAACAGCAACAACAGCAACAACAGCAACAACAAAAAAAUGAUAAUGAUGAUGACGAUUUUGAUGACAACGAUGAUAAUGGUCAUGAUGAUUAUGAUGAACCUGACCCAAAAGAAAAAGAUAAUAUAUCUCCAAAAAGUAAUACUGAUUCUAUAAAUUCUCCAAUUAGAAUGGCUGUUGUUGAAGACGAAAAAGAAUUUACAAUUGAUGAUGUCCCUCUGUCAAAAAUGAAAUUUUAA
This is a messenger RNA of Dictyostelium discoideum AX4, 3807 nucleotides long. RefSeq names its product transmembrane protein. Gene Ontology annotation, molecular function: GTPase activator activity. The transcript has 3 exons. The coding region runs from base 1 to 3807 and encodes 1268 amino acids. The record is from RefSeq and is a predicted model, not a curated record. Lineage: Eukaryota; Evosea; Eumycetozoa; Dictyosteliales; Dictyosteliaceae. Gene Ontology annotation, cellular component: membrane.